Kwoniella shivajii is the source of this 1551-nucleotide messenger RNA. RefSeq lists its product as uncharacterized. The record is from RefSeq and is a predicted model, not a curated record. The coding region runs from base 1 to 1551 and encodes 516 amino acids. Gene Ontology annotation, cellular component: fungal-type vacuole. Gene Ontology annotation, biological process: proteolysis. Gene Ontology annotation, molecular function: serine-type carboxypeptidase activity. Lineage: Eukaryota; Fungi; Basidiomycota; Tremellomycetes; Tremellales; Cryptococcaceae. The transcript has 14 exons.
AUGCGAUUAUCCGCCUCCCUCCUGACCUUGCUCCCGCUGAUAUCAGCUCUUCAACUCCCUCAUAUCCCUUCUCCUGGAGAUGCUAUCAACGUAGUCGACUCUUUCCUUCAUUCAUCGGAUCGACAACAUCCAUCUGUCACAUUGGGAUAUGGAAAUGAUAUCAAAUUGGAGAGUGUAGGAGAAGAAUUUACGAUAUUAUCUCAUGAGAAAUUUCCUGAUCAUCGAGUCCGGAUCAAAUCUACGACAGGUUGGUGUGAUCCAGAUGUUAAAUCUUAUUCUGGAUACCUCGAUGUCGGAUAUGGGAAAGAACUCUUCUUCUAUUUCUUUGAAUCCAGAUCGAAACCUAAAGAAGAUCCUGUAGUCAUGUGGAUCAACGGCGGUCCUGGCGGUUCCAGUGCCCUUGGUCUGUUCAUGGAACUAGGUCCAUGCAGCGUCAAAGGAGAACAUCCAAUGUCAUCUAAUGAUACAAAGGUGAACCCACACUCGUGGAAUGACAAAGCAAACUUGUUUUUCCUUGAUGAACCUCUCGGAGUCGGUUAUAGUCAUGCCGAACAUGGUCAAACUGUAGCUACCACUGAGGCUGCGGCUAGAGAUGUGCAAGCUUUCGUCUCCAUUUUCUUCGAAGCUUUCAAGGAAUUUGAAGGAAGAGCUUUCCAUAUGGCAGGUGAAUCUUAUGGUGGUCGAUACCUACCGAUCUUCGCUUCUGCCGUUGUUGACGGAAACAAACAUCUCAUUAAACACGGUAAAAAGCCUAUCAAUUUACAAAGUGUCAUGAUUGGCAAUGGUGUCACAAACGAUUUCACCUUGCUUGAAUCGUACUUCCCUUUCCAAUGUACUCUCAAUGGAGAUCUGACAGAACCGAUCCAGAGUAUUGAGAACUGUGUAUUCAUGGCUGAGAACGUACCGAAAUGUUCCAAACUUGCUCGUAAACAUUGUAUUGAGUCGCACGACUAUACAGCCUGUUCAAUGGCUAUGAACUUUUGCUCGGAAGUCCUCGAGACUUCGUUCUGGCAAGCUGAAGUCAACCCUUAUGAUGUCACUAUGUCCUGUUCCCCCAAAGAGCUGGGAGAGACUUUAUGUUAUCCUGUAACUAAGAGAAUCGGAACGUAUCUUAAUCUUCCAGAUGUACGAGAAAUACUUGGAGUACAUCCUCAUCGAGCGAACUGGUCGGCAAUCAAUGAAGGAGUCAGCAGGAGGUUCACUCAAACACUAGAUAUCACGGGUCAGACAUGGUUAUACGUUGCUGAGCUGCUAGAAAGAGGUGUCAGGGUACUGAAUUACGUCGGAAUGCAAGACUUCAUCUGUAAUCAUAUCAACAACGAAAUGUGGAUGGAAAAACUUGAAUGGACAGGUCAAGCAGGUUAUAUUUCCGCUCCAUGGACAGAUUGGAAAGUCAAAGGUGAAACCUCUGGUUAUUACAAGACUUCGGGUAAUCUGACUAUGCUUAAAAUUAGAGGUGCGGGUCAUAUGGUUCCUUAUGACAAACCUGUCGAAGCUUUGGAUAUGUUGAAUUCUUGGUUGGAUGCUGUAGCACUUGGUGACAGAGUAUAA